This is a messenger RNA of Rhagoletis zephyria (snowberry fruit fly), 2699 nucleotides long. Its product is annotated as segmentation protein Runt-like. The record is from RefSeq and is a predicted model, not a curated record. Gene Ontology annotation, biological process: regulation of DNA-templated transcription. Gene Ontology annotation, molecular function: RNA polymerase II cis-regulatory region sequence-specific DNA binding; DNA-binding transcription factor activity, RNA polymerase II-specific; ATP binding. Gene Ontology annotation, cellular component: nucleus. Lineage: Eukaryota; Metazoa; Arthropoda; Insecta; Diptera; Tephritidae.
AUUCCUUGUCCCUCGCCGUUAACGCAAGACAAGUCAAAAUUCGCGCACCCACAAUGCAUCUUGCCAGCUGGUCCUACAAUGGUCGCUGCGCCCGCGCAACUCGCCAACGUUCCAGCACCACCACAAGCCUCCGCAGCAGCGGGCCACGGCCACCAACAAUCGGGCGGUGGCGCCAACACACGUGUGCCCAGCUCCGCCAGCUCAACGGGCUCCUCCACACCAGAUAACAAUAACUGCAACAGUAACAGCAGCGCCUCCGCAAAAUUACCACCCUCCAUGACCGACAUGUUCGCCAGCUUGCACGAGAUGCUGCAGGAAUAUCACGGCGAAUUGGCACAAACCGGCUCACCGUCGAUUUUGUGCAGUGCGCUGCCUAAUCAUUGGCGCUCAAACAAAUCCUUGCCAGGCGCGUUCAAAGUGAUCGCGCUGGACGAUGUGCCCGACGGCACUUUGGUUUCGAUAAAAUGCGGCAACGAUGAGAAUUAUUGCGGCGAGCUGCGCAACUGCACGGCCAUCAUGAAGAAUCAGGUGGCGAAGUUCAACGAUUUGCGCUUUGUCGGACGCUCCGGCCGUGGCAAGUCCUUUACGCUGACCAUCACCAUUGCAACCUACCCGGUGCAGAUUGCGAGCUAUACGAAAGCGAUCAAAGUGACCGUGGACGGACCGCGGGAACCAAGAAGUAAGCAAAGUUAUGGCUACCCACAUCCCGGCGCUUUCAAUCCCUUCAUGUUGAACCCCGCAUGGCUCGAUGCCGCCUACAUGACAUACGGCUAUGCGGACUACUUCCGCCAUCAGGCCGCCCUACACCAUCCCGCCCUGGCGAAAAGUCCGCCCUCGCUACCAGCCGGCGCCGGCGCCACCGUCAUACCACCGCCCCCACCACCAGGUGGCGGUGCACCGGGCACAGCUGCCGACUUCCAUGCCGCGCAGCUAACACCACCACCGCAAGUUGGUGCGCCUGGUGGCUUGCCACCGAACGCAGCUAUUGGCAUGAUACCCUCGCCGCCCGGUUCCGCUUAUGGCGUAGGCCUACCGCAGUUCCCGUUCAAUCCAGUCGCUGCCGCCGCCUUCCACCCGUACAACUUCGCUGCGGCAGGGUUACGCGUGCCGCCGACCCACAAUAUGCACAAUACCUCGCUGGGCAGCUCGCACGGCUCAACGGAACACAUCAGCCCCGCGCACAUAAGUCCCGCCUCGUCGCGCCCAUCAUCGUCUUCGCCACCCGCACAUGUACACAACAUCAGCACCGGCAGUGCGGGCGGCGAUGGUAGCGGUAACAACAACAAAGCGAACACCUCGCUGGAGCAGUCCUUGUCCGACGCCGAUCCUGACAUCGAAUCCGAUGAUGAGCCCAUCGAUGUUGUAAAAUCUGCUUUUGUGCCCAUUCUGCGUCCGCCAACUGUGUCGCGCGCAACAGCGCCAAUCGCUGCCGCCGCCGCCGCCUCCACCGCUGCCGAAGAGUUGGAGAAGUCCCGUCAGCAAGCGCCGUCUCGUAUGCGCUGCGAACUCAAGGCGCCGUCAGUGAUGAAGGUGCAGUACCAGCAUAGCGCGCAAGCGCGACACAUUUCGCCCGAUAUUACCGCUGCAACAAAGCUGAAGGCGGCGGUAAAUGCCGCAAAGACUGUAUGGCGGCCCUACUGAAACACUACGCACUCCGCCGUCGGAGUUGUUCUGCAUUCGAUAUGGAAGGUGGCUCAAAGCAGUGGGAGUAUGAGUUGAAUGGUGAAACCACAGGGUUUCCAGAGUGGACCUCUUUCAUCAACUUUGUCGCUCUCACGAGAAGCAGCUGUUAAACGCGGCGACGGCGGCUAAAAAAUCAGACUAGCGAUGCCGCGCUGGUGUGUAAAAAUGCCGACGGCAAAUGCGACAGUAGCGCGCAAAUGGACGGACGUUGUACGGCAGAAGCAGCAGCAACACUAGCCGAAAAUCUCACUUGGGAUCUCUUAAGCUCCAAUGCUCCAGCACUCACUUACUCCUAUCCGCACUUGUGAUAAAUAUUUUUGGUUUUUUGGUUUUUGGAGCAGCGGAGUGUAGUUAAAAUAUUUUGUGAUAUAGUGUUAAGUUUAAAUGCAUAACCAAUUAGUGUUUCUACGCCAAUGAAAAAAGUGAAAAAAAACAGUAGCGAGCGAAGAAGUUUGAAACAAAAAAACAAAAAUCCACUUGGGCAGGCAACAAGGACAUCAUUGUUGUGAUGUCGCUGCCGUUCUCCAACUCGCCCGCCGGGGGCGUUUACAAUUAGAGCGUUAGAACCCCAUAUUACUCAAAUGUACCUACUUUCCACACACACACACACACAGGUAUUUGCACGAAUUGUACUCACGCCAGGACAUUUGACCUAGCACACACACACGCUCAUGCGAUACGAAUUGUAUUUUGAAAGAAAGCUAACAAAAAAUCUUGUAAUCUUGGCAGUAGCAAGGAAACAGGGUCCAUCGGAUUUGGUAGUUGCCGAAAUUCAACAAAAAGUUAAUAACUAACCUAAAAAAAACACACACACGCACAUGUGUUCUUGCAAACUUCAUUUGUAUGCGUUGAUUUUGUUGAGUUUAUGCAAAUACUCGAUUUAGUUUGGGAAUUGCAAACAUAAAUUUGUUAGUGUUGCUUGGCGCAGCAUUUUACAUAUAUAUAUUUUGUAAAAUUGCAACCAAUUCGAUGUUUGUAAAUAUCUGAAAAGUUAUAUGAAAAUGGAAAACUAUGUA